Molecule: messenger RNA, 2006 nt
Organism: Saccostrea echinata
Lineage: Eukaryota; Metazoa; Mollusca; Bivalvia; Ostreida; Ostreidae
Exons: 5
Coding region: 186-1832 (548 amino acids)
Source: RefSeq, a predicted model, not a curated record
AACGAAAACGAAUAAAAACAUUUGAGGAGUGAUGAUCUGCCCUCAGAAGUGAUCAUUCCACCCGAAUUCUUGAUGAGGAUCAGAUGUCAGGGAAGUCUUAAAUCGUGUCAGCUGCGAACCAAUUAGCAGAUAGGAGAAACUGAUACUAAGAUAACGUACGAAAGUCUCCGUCGCUCCAAUUCACUAUGAUGAGGUUGUCCCUGGUGAUCGUUGUCCUAAUGUCAGGCACAUAUGCAAGCAGAAAUGGAAUUUCAGAGGAAAUAACAAAUACCAUCGAAGAAUCUUUAAAAUGUAGGAACAAUCCAGCCCUCGCCAUUUCUGUAGUCAAAGACGGGAAAGUCGAGUAUUCUCGAGGAUUUGGCUCCAGAGUUUCGGGUCACCAGAUGAACGUGAGCGGAUCUACGAUUUUUGGUGUGGCGUCCCUUUCUAAGGCAUUUGCUGCAACUUUGAUUGUUAAAUUACUGGAUGAAAAUAGCAAAUACACAGUUGAUACCCCACUGAGAGUCCUGUUUGAUGAUGAUUCUUUGUUCAAAGACGAGAUACUCUCACGGUACUCUACAAUCCGGGAUCUCCUGUCACAUCGAAUGGGCAUUCCGGGCAAUAACGCCAUUCGACUGGACACCAAUUUGACCCGUGAAAAUUUAAUCCAAAGAUUGAAACAUUUGGAUAGGACAGGUAGAUUUAGAGACAGCUUCUUCUACAGCAAUUUAAUGUAUGGGUUGCUAACUCGAGUAGCGGAGAUGAUUGGAGGAAAAAGCUGGGAGGAAUUGAUUAAGGAGCAUAUUUUUGAUACUCUAGAAAUGACAUCAUCUAAUUUCGCCACAACUGCCGACCCCACAAAACUGGAACUAGCCAAAGGUUACCUGGAUAAUUAUGGGGAGCUCACGGAAGUUCCUUGGGAAUUUUCCAGACGGUGGGGUGGUUUAUGUGGGUCGGGUUGUGUUUUGAGUACGUCCGACGACAUGGCAAAAUGGAUGUUGUUUCACCUAGGCAGCGGAGAAUCUAGAAGCGGUAAACGAUUAUUAUCGAAAAGUCGACUGUCUAUGAUGCAUUCUCCACAACUUAGGGUUUCCAGUAGCUCGAUAUCUAAAUACUUCACGCGACCAACAAUUCCGGUAACUCUAAGUGAGGACUCUUAUGCCAUGGGGUGGAAAAACGGUUACUACAGAGGAUACAAAAUUCUUUCUCACACUGGAAGUACAUUUGGAUACAGAGCCAAACUAACAUUAUAUCCCGACAUGCAAUUAGGCGUGUUCUCCGUAAUGACUGGAGAUGAUCCAGGCUAUUUAUAUCGUUCCAAUAUUCACAAUUUAGUUUCAGACAUGUACCUGGGCGAGGACCCCUGGCUCAAUGCCACUAUAAUGUGUUCAUUUCCAGAACCUUUUCAGACUAAAACGUCUUCAUCUAAACCACAAAUAAACACCAAAAGAACACCCGCCAGAAAUGUGAGCGAGUAUGUAGGUCUAUACAAAAACACCCCCUAUGGGUAUGUCUCUGUGAGUGAGAAUCAAGGUCAACUAUCCCUCCAGUACGGAUUUGGUCAGUUUGACCUUUAUGCAAAAAGGACCAAAGACGUAUUCUAUGUUAAGUCGGUAGGACUGAUUUCUGGACUUAUAAAUUAUAAAUCAAUGAAAUUUACUGAGGCCAGUGAUGGAAGUAUUUCUGCAAUUGAAAUAUCUGCUUUUGAAUCGAAAGACCCGCCAGUGUUCGUUAAAGUUUUAGCAUCAAUAGAACAACCUACUAACAUUGCUGUGCCGAAACUGUGUUUCACUUCACACAAAUUUCACUUGUAUUGGAGUUUUGCUCUCAUGGUGUUUCUGUUGAUUCUAUAAUGAUAAUGUGAUUCCGCUAUUCCUUGCUCUUUGAAAUUGAAUUUUAAUAGUUGAAACCUCUAUAAAAGGGUGAAGGCAAUUAAUAAGAGAUUUUGAAGAACAAUAUGUAGGUAUAUAGUGAAUUUUAUUGCACAAAAUGCUGAACAUUUCGUUUUCGCACAAAUUUUAUGUAGU